AUGCCAUCCACCAAUAUUCAGCCAUCUGAUAAGAUCUAUAAGAUUAUUAACGCAAGACUUUUAUUGAACCAUGAAAUUGUACAAGACUCAUAUCUCUGGUACCAAAAUGGCAAGAUUAUACACCCUCAAAACCUUUUCUUUUCUGCACGUCGUGAUGCAGAUGAAAUCAUUGAUGCUAAGGGUCUUUUAGUAGCACCUGGUUUUAUUGAUACACAAAUCAACGGUGCUUAUGGUAUUGAUUUCGCUGACUGUGAAGAGCCUGUCGAAGUCUUGAAGAAAAACAUUGAUAAGGUCGCAAAGGGUCUUUUAAAAUAUGGUUGUACGGCAUUCUGUCCUACCGUUGUCAGCUCUCCGCCUGAAGUUUAUGAAAAGGGUAGUGCUCUUGGUGGUGCUGAAAUUCUUGGUGCUCAUCUUGAAGGACCUUUUAUUUCUGAAUUAAAAAAGGGUGCUCAUGACAAGAAUGUAUUUAAAACUGCAAAGAAUGGUAUCAAAGAUGUUGAUGAAGCUUAUGGGUCUGAGCUCAAGAAGGGAAGUGAAGCCGUUAGUAUUGUUACAAUGGCACCAGAAAUUGAAGGUAUCUGUGACUCUAUUCCUGAGUUGGUUUCACGCGGCAUUACUGUGGCUAUGGGGCAUUCUGCUUGUGGUAUUGCAGAUGCUGAAAAGGCAGUGACGAAAGGUGCUAGUAGCAUUACACAUUUGUUUAAUGCCAUGCAAGCUUUUCAUCAUCGUGACCCUGGGCUCAUUGGUAUCCUUGGUGCUGCUGAUUUACCUAUCCCUGAAAAAGCCAAACGUCACCCUGAGCCUUCAAGCACUUCCCCUGAUCGUUCUAAACCUGAUCCUCGUCCAUUCUAUGGUCUUAUUUGUGACGGUGUUCAUGUUCAUCCUAAUUCAAUUCGUAUUGCUUAUUAUUCCCAUCCCUCAGGCGCUGUUUUGGUCACCGAUACCCUAUCUGCCAUGGGUCUCCCUAAAGGCGACUAUGUUCUUGGUGGUAACGAAGUUGAAGUGGAUGAAAAGGGUGGUGCCUAUGUGAAGGGAACAAAAACAUUGGCAGGCAGUACCAUCACCAUUGAUGAAUGUAUUCGUAACUUUCAAAAGUUUACUAAUUGUCCUCUGGUUGAGGCUAUUGAAGCAGCUACUUUGCACCCAGCUCGUCUGUUAGGUAUUGACAAACAGAAAGGUACACUUAAUGUUGGUGCUGAUGCUGAUUUUGUUUUUCUGGAUGAUUCUACUGGAGAAAUCCAAGUGAAGCGUGUGUUUGUUGCUGGUGAAGAAGUCCAACUUUAA
This is a messenger RNA of Gilbertella persicaria, 1284 nucleotides long. RefSeq lists its product as uncharacterized. The coding region runs from base 1 to 1284 and encodes 427 amino acids. The transcript is spliced from 3 exons. Gene Ontology annotation, molecular function: N-acetylglucosamine-6-phosphate deacetylase activity. The record is from RefSeq and is a predicted model, not a curated record. Gene Ontology annotation, biological process: N-acetylglucosamine catabolic process. NCBI's taxonomy places the organism in Eukaryota, Fungi, Mucoromycota, Mucoromycetes, Mucorales, Choanephoraceae.